UCAAGGAGCAGCUCAAGCUCUGCCUGGCCGCCGAGGGCUUCGGCAACCGCCUCUGCUUCCUGGAGCCCACCAGCAACGCGCAGAAUGUGCCCCCCGAUCUGGCCAUCUGUUGCUUCGUCCUGGAGCAGUCCCUGUCCGUCCGGGCCCUGCAGGAGAUGCUGGCCAACACGGUGGAGGCUGGCGUGGAGUCCUCCCAGGGCGGGGGGCACAGGACGCUCCUGUACGGCCACGCCAUCCUGCUCCGGCACACGCACAGCGGCAUGUACCUGAGCUGCCUUACCACCUCGCGCUCCAUGACUGACAAGCUGGCCUUCGACGUGGGACUGCAGGAAGACGCCACAGGGGAGGCCUGUUGGUGGACGACGCACCCGGCCUCCAAGCAGAGGUCGGAAGGAGAGAAGGUCCGCGUUGGGGACGACCUCAUCCUCGUUAGUGUCUCCUCAGAGCGUUACCUGCACCUGUCAACGGCCAGUGGGGAGCUCCAGGUGGACGCCUCCUUCAUGCAGACACUGUGGAACAUGAACCCCAUCUGCUCCGGCUGCGAAGAGGGCUAUGUGACCGGGGGUCACGUCCUUCGACUCUUCCACGGACACAUGGAUGAGUGUUUGACCAUUUCCCCCGCUGACAGCGAGGACCAGCGCAGACUUGUGCACUACGAGGGGGGAUCUGUGUGCACCCACGCCCGCUCCCUCUGGAGACUGGAGCCGCUGCGAAUCAGCUGGAGUGGGAGCCACCUUCGCUGGGGCCAGCCGCUCCGAAUCCGCCAUGUCACCACUGGGCGGUACCUGGCACUCACCGAGGACCAGGGCCUGAUGGUGGUGGAUGCCAGCAAGGCCCACACCAAGGCCACCUCCUUCUGCUUCCGCAUCUCCAAGGAGAAGCUCGAUACGGCCCCCAAGCGGGAUGUGGAUGGCAUGGGUCCCCCGGAGAUCAAGUACGGGGAGUCACUGUGCUUUGUGCAGCACGUGGCCUCGGGCCUGUGGCUCACCUACGCCGCCCCAGACCCCAAGGCCCUGCGGCUUGGCGUGCUCAAGAAGAAGGCCAUGCUGCACCAGGAAGGCCACAUGGACGAUGCAUUGUCGCUGACGCGCUGCCAGCAGGAGGAGUCCCAGGCUGCCCGCAUGAUUUACAGCACUGCCGGCCUGUACAACCAGUUUAUCAAGGGCCUGGACAGCUUCAGCGGGAAGCCACGGGGCUCGGGGCCUCCAGCUGGCACAGCGUUGCCCAUCGAGGGUGUCAUCCUGAGCCUGCAGGACCUCAUCGGCUACUUCGAGCCGCCCUCCGAGGAGCUGCAGCACGAGGAGAAGCAGAGCAAGCUGCGCAGUCUCCGCAACCGCCAGAGCCUCUUCCAGGAGGAGGGGAUGCUCUCCCUGGUCCUGAACUGCAUCGACCGCCUGAAUGUCUACACCACUGCUGCCCACUUUGCCGAAUUUGCAGGGGAGGAGGCAGCCGAGUCCUGGAAAGAGAUUGUGAACCUGCUCUACGAACUCCUGGCCUCUCUGAUCCGUGGUAAUCGUACCAACUGUGCCCUCUUCUCCACCAACCUGGACUGGCUGGUCAGCAAGCUGGACCGGCUGGAGGCCUCCUCAGGGAUCCUGGAGGUGCUGUACUGUGUCCUGAUCGAGAGUCCUGAGGUCCUGAACAUCAUCCAGGAGAACCACAUCAAGUCCAUCAUCUCCCUCCUGGACAAGCACGGGAGGAACCACAAGGUGCUCGAUGUGCUGUGUUCUCUCUGUGUGUGCAAUGGCGUGGCUGUGCGCUCCAACCAAGAUCUCAUUACCGAGAACUUGCUCCCUGGCCGUGAGCUUCUGCUGCAGACAAACCUCAUCAACUAUGUCACCAGCAUCCGCCCCAACAUCUUUGUGGGCCGAGCCGAGGGCUCCACACAGUACGGCAAAUGGUACUUUGAGGUGAUGGUGGACGAGGUGGCUCCGUUCCUGACAGCUCAGGCCACCCACCUGCGGGUGGGCUGGGCCCUCACUGAAGGCUACAGCCCCUACCCAGGUGGCGGCGAGGGCUGGGGCGGCAAUGGGGUCGGCGACGACCUCUAUUCCUACGGCUUUGAUGGGCUGCACCUCUGGACAGGACACGUGGCACGCCCGGUGACUUCCCCAGGGCAGCACCUCCUGGCCCCUGAGGACGUCGUCAGCUGCUGCCUGGACCUCAGCGUGCCAUCCAUCUCCUUCCGAAUCAAUGGCUGUCCUGUGCAGGGCGUCUUUGAGGCCUUCAACCUGGAUGGGCUCUUCUUCCCUGUUGUCAGUUUCUCGGCUGGUGUCAAGGUGCGUUUCCUUCUUGGUGGCCGCCAUGGUGAAUUCAAGUUCCUCCCUCCACCUGGCUAUGCCCCAUGCCAUGAGGCUGUACUCCCUCGAGAGCGACUUCAUCUGGAGCCCAUCAAGGAGUACCGGCGGGAGGGGCCCCGGGGGCCCCACCUGGUGGGCCCCAGUCGCUGCCUCUCACACACCGACUUUGUGCCCUGCCCUGUGGACACUGUCCAGAUUGUCCUGCCUCCCCAUCUGGAACGUAUUCGGGAGAAGCUGGCAGAGAACAUUCAUGAACUCUGGGCGCUGACUCGCAUUGAGCAGGGCUGGACCUACGGCCCGGUUCGGGAUGACAAUAAGAGGCUGCACCCAUGUCUUGUGGACUUCCACAGCUUACCAGAGCCCGAGAGGAAUUACAACCUGCAGAUGUCGGGGGAGACACUCAAGACUCUGCUGGCACUGGGCUGCCAUGUGGGCAUGGCGGAUGAGAAGGCGGAGGACAACCUGAAGAAGACCAAACUCCCCAAGACGUACAUGAUGAGCAAUGGGUACAAGCCGGCGCCACUAGACCUGAGCCACGUGCGGCUGACACCGGCGCAGAUGACACUGGUAGACCGGCUGGCAGAGAAUGGGCACAAUGUGUGGGCGCGAGACCGCGUGGCCCAGGGCUGGAGCUACAGUGCCGUGCAGGACAUCCCCGCGCGCCGAAACCCUCGCCUCGUGCCCUACCGGCUGCUGGACGAGGCCACCAAGCGCAGCAACCGGGACAGCCUCUGCCAGGCUGUGCGCACCCUACUGGGCUAUGGCUACAACAUCGAGCCGCCUGACCAGGAGCCCAGUCAGGUGGAGAGCCAGUCUCGUUGGGACCGGGUGCGCAUCUUCCGGGCAGAGAAAUCCUAUGCGGUGCAGAGCGGCCGCUGGUACUUCGAGUUCGAGGUGGUCACCACGGGUGAGAUGCGAGUGGGCUGGGCGAGGCCCGAGCUGCGGCCUGACGUGGAGCUGGGAGCUGACGAGCUGGCCUACGUCUUCAAUGGGCACCGCGGCCAACGCUGGCACUUGGGCAGUGAACCGUUUGGGCGUCCCUGGCAGCCCGGUGAUGUCGUGGGCUGCAUGAUCGACCUCACAGAGAACACCAUUAUCUUCACCCUCAAUGGCGAGGUUCUCAUGUCUGAUUCAGGCUCUGAAACGGCCUUCCGGGAAAUUGAGAUUGGGGAUGGUUUCCUGCCUGUCUGCAGCUUGGGACCUGGUCAGGUGGGUCACCUGAACCUGGGCCAGGACGUGAGCUCCCUGCGGUUCUUUGCCAUCUGUGGCCUCCAGGAAGGCUUCGAGCCAUUUGCCAUCAACAUGCAGCGCCCGGUCACCACCUGGUUCAGCAAAAGCCUUCCCCAAUUUGAGGCUGUGCCCCUUGAGCACCCCCACUAUGAGGUGGCCCGCGUGGAUGGCACUGUGGAUACACCGCCCUGCCUGCGCCUGAGCCACCGCACCUGGGGCUCCCAGAACAGUCUUGUGGAGAUGCUCUUCCUCCGGCUCAGCCUUCCGGUACAGUUCCACCAGCACUUCCGCUGCACGGCUGGGGCCACCCCCCUGGCUCCUCCCGGCCUGCAGCCCCCUGCUGAGGAUGAGGUCCGGGCGGCAGAACCCGACCCGGACUAUGAAAAUCUGCGCCGCUCAGCGGGGCGCUGGGGCGAGGCUGAGGGGAGCAAAGAAGGAGCCGCCAAGGAGGGGGCACCUGGGGGCAAUGCCCAAGCUGGGACAGAGCCCCAGCCCGCCAGAGUGGAGAACGAGAAGGAUGCUACCACAGAGAAGAACAAGAAGAGAGGGUUCUUAUUCAAGGCCAAGAAGGCCGCCAUGAUGACCCAACCACCAGCCACUCCCACUCUGCCUCGACUCCCUCGGGAGGUGGUGCCCACCGACAACCGGGAUGACCCUGAGAUCAUCCUCAAUACCACCACGUACUAUUACUCCGUGAGGGUCUUCGCUGGCCAGGAGCCCAGCUGUGUGUGGGUGGGCUGGGUCACCCCUGACUACCAUCAACACGACAUGAACUUCGACCUCAGCAAGGUCCGGGCAGUGACGGUGACCAUGGGGGAUGAACAAGGCAACGUCCACAGCAGCCUCAAGUGCAGCAACUGCUACAUGGUGUGGGGCGGGGACUUCGUGAGCUCGGGGCAGCAGGGCCGGAUCAGCCACACAGACCUUGUCAUUGGCUGCCUCGUGGACUUGGCCACUGGCCUGAUGACCUUUACUGCCAAUGGCAAAGAAAGCAACACCUUUUUCCAGGUGGAGCCCAACACGAAGCUGUUCCCUGCCGUCUUUGUCCUGCCCACCCACCAGAAUGUCAUCCAGUUUGAGCUGGGGAAGCAGAAGAACAUCAUGCCGCUGUCGGCCGCCAUGUUUCUGAGUGAGCGCAAGAACCCGGCCCCGCAGUGCCCACCUCGGCUCGAGGUGCAGAUGCUGAUGCCCGUCUCGUGGAGCCGUAUGCCCAACCACUUCCUGCAGGUGGAGACGCGGCGAGCUGGCGAGCGGCUGGGCUGGGCCGUGCAGUGCCGGGAGCCGCUGACCAUGAUGGCGUUGCACAUCCCUGAGGAGAACCGAUGCAUGGACAUCCUGGAGCUGUCCGAGCGCCUGGACCUGCAGCGCUUCCACUCCCACACCCUCCGUCUCUACCGCGCGGUGUGCGCCCUGGGCAACAACCGCGUGGCGCAUGCUCUGUGCAGCCACGUGGACCAGGCGCAGCUGCUGCACGCCCUGGAGGACGCGCACCUGCCCGGCCCGCUGCGCGCGGGCUACUACGACCUGCUCAUCAGCAUCCACCUCGAAAGCGCCUGCCGCAGCCGCCGCUCCAUGCUCUCUGAGUACAUCGUGCCGCUCACGGAGGAGACCCGCGCCAUCACGCUCUUCCCACCCGGAAAAAGUGCGGAAAACGGUCCCCGCCGCCACGGCCUGCCUGGCGUCGGCGUCUCCACCUCGCUGCGGCCUCCACACCAUUUUUCGCCGCCCUGUUUCGUGGCUGCCCUGCCGGCUGCUGGGGCGGCAGAAGCCCCGGCCCGCCUCAGCCCCAGCAUCCCUCUCGAGGCCCUGCGGGACAAAGCACUGAGGAUGCUAGGGGAGGCCGUGCGAGAUGGCGGGCAGCACGCGCGUGACCCUGUCGGGGGCUCCGUGGAGUUCCAGUUUGUGCCUGUGCUCAAGCUUGUGUCCACCCUGCUGGUGAUGGGCAUAUUUGAUGAUGAGGAUGUGAAACAGAUCUUGAAGAUGAUUGAGCCUGAAGUAUUCACUGAAGAAGAAGAAGAGGAAGAGGAAGAGGAGGAAGAAGAAGAAGAAGAUGAAGAGGAGAAGGAAGAGGAUGAGGAGGAAGAGGCACAGGAGAAGGAAGAUGAGGAAAAAGAGGAAGAGGAGACAGCGGAAGGGGAAAAAGAAGAAGACCUGGAGGAAGGGCUGCUCCAGAUGAAGUUGCCAGAGUCUGUGAAGUUACAGAUGUGCCACCUGCUAGAAUAUUUCUGUGACCAAGAGCUGCAGCACCGUGUGGAAUCCCUAGCAGCCUUUGCAGAGCGCUAUGUGGACAAACUCCAGGCCAACCAGCGGGACCGCUAUGGCCUCCUCAUGAAAGCCUUCACCAUGUCUGCAGCUGAGACGGCCCGACGGACUCGCGAGUUCCGCUCCCCGCCUCAGGAGCAGAUAAACAUGCUGUUGCACUUCAAAGAUGGUGAGGAUGAGGAAGAGUGUCCUCUCCCUGAAGAGGUCCGACAGUAUUUGCUCGAAUUUCAUCAAGACUUGCUGGCACAUUGUGGAAUUCAGCUGGAGGGAGAGGAGGAGGAGCCAGAGGAAGAGGCCACCCUGGGCAGCCGCCUGAUGAGCCUGUUGGAGAAAGUCCGGCUGGUGAAGAAGAAGGAGGAGAAACCUGAGGAGGAGCCACCUGCUGAGGAGGCCAAACCCCAGUCGUUACAGGAGCUGGUGUCGCACACAGUGGUGCGCUGGGCUCAGGAGGACUUUGUGCAGAGCCCUGAGCUUGUCCGGGCCAUGUUCAGCCUCCUGCACCGGCAGUAUGACGGGCUCGGGGAGCUGCUGCGUGCCCUGCCCCGGGCAUACACCAUCUCCCCAUCGUCCAUGGAGGACACCAUGAGCUUGCUUGAGUGCCUGGGCCAGAUCCGAUCGCUGCUCAUCGUGCAGAUGGGUCCCCAGGAGGAAAACCUCAUGAUCCAGAGCAUUGGGAACAUUAUGAACAACAAAGUCUUCUACCAACACCCAAACCUGAUGCGGGCACUGGGCAUGCAUGAGACAGUCAUGGAGGUCAUGGUGAACGUCCUCGGUGGUGGUGAAUCCAAGGAGAUCCGCUUCCCCAAGAUGGUGACAAGCUGCUGCCGCUUCCUCUGCUACUUCUGUCGCAUCAGCCGGCAGAACCAGCGCUCCAUGUUUGACCACCUGAGCUACCUGCUGGAGAACAGUGGCAUUGGCCUGGGCAUGCAGGGCUCCACGCCUCUGGACGUGGCUGCUGCCUCCGUCAUCGACAACAAUGAGCUGGCCUUGGCAUUGCAGGAGCAGGACCUGGAGAAGGUGGUGUCCUACCUGGCGGGUUGUGGCCUUCAAAGCUGCCCCAUGCUCCUGGCCAAAGGGUACCCAGACAUCGGCUGGAACCCUAUUGGCGGUGAGCGCUACCUGGACUUUUUGCGCUUUGCCGUCUUCGUCAACGGUGAGAGUGUGGAGGAGAACGCGAACGUGGUGGUGCGGCUGCUCAUCCGCAAGCCGGAGUGCUUCGGGCCUGCCCUGCGGGGCGAGGGCGGCUCGGGGCUGCUGGCCGCCAUCGAAGAGGCCAUUCGCAUCUCUGAGGACCCGGCGCGGGAUGGCCCAGGCGUCCGCAGGGACCGGCGGCGUGAGCACUUUGGGGAGGAGCCCCCCGAGGAGAACCGGGUGCACCUGGGGCACGCCAUCAUGUCCUUCUACGCUGCUUUAAUCGACCUGCUGGGACGCUGUGCGCCGGAGAUGCACCUAAUCCAAGCCGGCAAGGGCGAGGCACUGCGGAUCCGCGCCAUCCUGCGCUCCCUUGUGCCCCUGGAUGACCUUGUGGGCAUCAUCAGCCUCCCUCUGCAGAUCCCUACGCUGGGCAAAGAUGGGGCUCUGGUACAGCCAAAGAUGUCGGCCUCUUUCGUGCCGGACCACAAGGCAUCCAUGGUGCUCUUCCUGGACCGGGUGUAUGGCAUCGAGAACCAAGACUUCCUGCUGCAUGUGCUGGACGUGGGGUUCCUGCCCGACAUGCGGGCAGCCGCCUCGCUGGACACGGCCACUUUCAGCACCACGGAGAUGGCGCUGGCGCUCAACCGCUACCUGUGCCUGGCGGUGCUGCCGCUCAUCACCAAGUGCGCGCCGCUCUUCGCGGGGACGGAGCACCGCGCCAUCAUGGUGGACUCCAUGCUCCACACGGUGUACCGCCUGUCCCGCGGCCGCUCGCUCACCAAGGCGCAGCGCGACGUCAUCGAGGAAUGUCUCAUGUCGCUCUGCAGGUACAUCCGCCCGUCCAUGCUGCAGCACCUGCUGCGGCGCCUGGUGUUCGACGUGCCCAUCCUUAACGAGUUCGCCAAGAUGCCGCUCAAGCUCCUCACCAAUCACUAUGAGCGCUGCUGGAAGUAUUACUGCCUCCCCACAGGCUGGGCUAACUUCGGGGUCACCUCAGAGGAAGAGCUGCACCUCACUCGUAAACUCUUCUGGGGCAUUUUUGACUCACUGGCCCAUAAGAAAUAUGAUCCCGAGCUAUACCGCAUGGCCAUGCCCUGUCUGUGCGCCAUCGCAGGGGCCCUGCCCCCCGACUACGUGGACGCCUCAUACUCAUCCAAGGCCGAGAAAAAGGCCACAGUGGAUGCUGAAGGCAAUUUUGACCCUCGGCCCGUGGAGACCCUCAAUGUGAUCAUCCCAGAGAAGCUGGACUCCUUCAUUAACAAGUUUGCGGAAUAUACGCAUGAGAAGUGGGCCUUCGACAAGAUCCAGAACAACUGGUCCUAUGGGGAGAACAUAGAUGAGGAACUGAAGACCCACCCCAUGCUGAGGCCCUAUAAGACCUUUUCAGAGAAGGACAAAGAGAUUUACCGCUGGCCCAUCAAGGAGUCCUUGAAGGCUAUGAUUGCCUGGGAAUGGACGAUUGAGAAGGCCAGGGAGGGUGAGGAGGAGAAGACAGAAAAGAAGAAAACGCGGAAGAUAUCCCAAAGUGCCCAGACCUACGAUCCGCGAGAAGGCUACAACCCCCAGCCCCCCGAUCUCAGCGGAGUUACCCUGUCCCGGGAGCUGCAGGCCAUGGCAGAACAACUGGCGGAAAAUUACCACAACACGUGGGGGCGGAAGAAGAAGCAGGAGCUGGAGGCCAAAGGCGGUGGGACCCAUCCCCUGCUGGUCCCCUACGACACCCUUACAGCCAAGGAGAAGGCACGAGACCGGGAGAAGGCCCAGGAACUGCUAAAGUUCCUGCAGAUGAACGGCUAUGCUGUCACCAGAGGCCUUAAGGACAUGGAGCUGGACACGUCUUCCAUUGAGAAACGCUUCGCCUUUGGCUUCCUGCAGCAGUUGCUGCGCUGGAUGGACAUUUCCCAGGAGUUUAUCGCUCACCUGGAGGCUGUGGUCAGCAGUGGACGAGUGGAAAAGUCCCCACACGAACAGGAGAUUAAGUUCUUUGCCAAGAUCCUGCUGCCUUUGAUCAACCAGUACUUCACCAACCACUGCCUCUACUUCCUGUCCACACCGGCCAAAGUGCUGGGCAGUGGCGGCCAUGCCUCCAACAAGGAGAAGGAAAUGAUCACCAGCCUCUUCUGCAAGCUUGCAGCUCUUGUGCGUCACCGAGUUUCUCUCUUCGGGACAGAUGCUCCAGCUGUGGUCAACUGUCUUCACAUCCUGGCACGCUCCCUGGAUGCCAGGACGGUGAUGAAGUCUGGCCCCGAGAUCGUGAAGGCCGGCCUCCGCUCCUUCUUUGAGAGCGCCUCAGAGGACAUCGAGAAGAUGGUGGAGAACCUUCGUCUGGGCAAGGUGUCGCAGGCGCGCACGCAGGUGAAGGGUGUAGGCCAGAACCUCACCUACACCACCGUGGCCCUGCUGCCGGUCCUCACCACGCUCUUCCAGCACAUCGCCCAGCACCAGUUCGGAGACGACGUCAUCUUGGAUGACGUCCAGGUCUCUUGCUACCGAACGCUGUGCAGUAUCUACUCUCUGGGAACCACCAGGAAUCCUUAUGUGGAAAAGCUGCGGCCAGCCCUCGGGGAGUGCCUGGCCCGCCUGGCGGCAGCCAUGCCAGUGGCAUUCCUGGAGCCUCAGCUGAACGAGUACAACGCCUGCUCUGUGUACACCACCAAGUCUCCCCGGGAGCGGGCCAUCCUGGGGCUCCCCAACAGCGUGGAGGAGAUGUGUCCUGACAUCCCGGUGCUGGAGCGGCUCAUGGCGGACAUCGGGGGGCUGGCCGAGUCGGGGGCCCGCUAUACAGAGAUGCCACAUGUCAUCGAGAUCACACUGCCCAUGCUGUGCAGCUACCUGCCCCGCUGGUGGGAGCGUGGGCCCGAGGCCCCCCCUCCCGCCCUGCCCGCCGGGGCGCCCGCGCCCUGCACAGCUGUCACCUCUGACCACCUCAACUCCCUGCUGGGGAACAUCCUGCGAAUCAUCGUCAACAACCUGGGCAUUGACGAGGCGUCGUGGAUGAAGCGGCUCGCAGUGUUCGCGCAGCCCAUCGUGAGCAGGGCCCGGCCCGAGCUCCUGCACUCGCACUUCAUCCCCACCAUCGGGCGGCUGCGCAAGCGGGCAGGGAAGGUGGUGGCCGAGGAGGAGCAGCUGCGCCUGGAGGCCAAGGCCGAGGCCGAGGAGGGCGAGCUGCUGGUGCGCGACGAGUUCUCUGUGCUCUGCCGGGACCUGUACGCCCUCUACCCGCUGCUCAUCCGCUAUGUGGACAACAACAGGGCACACUGGCUGACGGAGCCCAAUCCCAGCGCCGAGGAGCUGUUCAGGAUGGUGGGCGAGAUCUUCAUCUACUGGUCCAAGUCCCACAACUUCAAGCGCGAGGAGCAGAACUUCGUGGUCCAGAAUGAGAUCAACAACAUGUCAUUUCUGACUGCUGACAACAAGAGCAAAAUGGCCAAGGCGGGAGAUGUACAGUCAGGUGGUUCGGACCAGGAACGCACCAAGAAGAAGCGCCGAGGGGACCGGUACUCUGUGCAGACAUCACUGAUUGUGGCCACGCUGAAGAAGAUGCUGCCGAUCGGCCUGAACAUGUGUGCUCCCACUGACCAGGAGCUCAUCACACAGGCCAAGAACCGCUAUGCCCUGAAAGACACAGAUGAGGAGGUCCGGGAAUAUCUGCAGAACAACCUUCACCUUCAGGGAAAGGUGGAAGGCUCCCCUUCUCUGCGCUGGCAGAUGGCCCUGUACCGCGGCCUCCCGGGCCGCGAGGAGGAUGCAGACAACCCUGAGAAAAUCGUGCGCAGGGUCCAGGAGGUGUCUGCGGUGCUCUAUCAUCUGGAGCAGAUCGAGCACCCUUACAAAUCCAAGAAGGCCGUGUGGCAUAAGCUCCUGUCCAAGCAGCGCCGGAGGGCCGUCGUUGCCUGUUUCCGCAUGACCCCCCUGUACAACCUGCCCACGCACCGGGCAUGUAACAUGUUCCUGGAGAGCUACAAGGCGGCAUGGAUCCUGACCGAAGACCACAGUUUUGAAGACCGCAUGAUAGAUGACCUUUCAAAAGCUGGGGAGCAGGAGGAGGAGGAGGAGGAGGUGGAAGAGAAGAAGCCUGACCCCCUGCACCAGCUGGUCCUGCACUUCAGCCGCACUGCCCUGACCGAAAAGAGCAAACUGGACGAGGACUACCUGUACAUGGCGUAUGCCGACAUCAUGGCAAAGAGCUGCCACUUGGAGGAGGGAGGGGAGAACGGCGAAGCUGAAGAGGAGGAGGUUGAGGUUUCCUUUGAGGAGAAAGAGAUGGAGAAGCAGAGGCUCCUGUACCAGCAGGCGCGGCUGCACAACCGAGGGGCCGCGGAGAUGGUGCUGCAGAUGAUCAGUGCCUGCAAAGGAGAGACGGGCGCCAUGGUGUCAUCCACCUUGAAGCUGGGCAUCUCCAUCCUAAAUGGGGGCAAUGCUGAUGUCCAACAGAAAAUGCUGGAUUAUCUGAAGGACAAGAAGGAAGUUGGCUUCUUCCAGAGCAUCCAGGCGCUGAUGCAAACAUGCAGCGUCCUGGAUCUCAACGCCUUCGAGAGACAGAACAAGGCAGAGGGGCUGGGCAUGGUGAACGAGGACGGAACCGUCAUCAACCGCCAGAACGGCGAGAAGGUCAUGGCAGAUGAUGAGUUCACCCAAGAUCUGUUCCGAUUUCUGCAAUUGCUCUGCGAGGGGCACAAUAAUGAUUUCCAAAAUUACCUUCGGACACAGACAGGGAACACGACCACCAUUAACAUCAUCAUCUGCACGGUGGACUACCUCCUGCGGCUGCAGGAGUCCAUCAGCGACUUCUACUGGUACUACUCCGGCAAGGAUGUCAUUGAGGAGCAGGGCAAGAGGAACUUUUCCAAGGCCAUGUCGGUCGCUAAACAGGUGUUCAACAGCCUCACCGAGUACAUCCAGGGCCCGUGCACCGGAAACCAGCAGAGCCUGGCGCACAGCCGCCUCUGGGACGCCGUGGUGGGAUUCCUGCACGUGUUUGCCCACAUGAUGAUGAAGCUCGCUCAGGACUCGAGCCAGAUCGAGCUGCUGAAGGAGCUGUUGGACCUACAGAAGGACAUGGUGGUGAUGUUGCUGUCACUACUAGAAGGGAACGUGGUGAACGGCAUGAUUGCCCGGCAGAUGGUGGACAUGCUUGUGGAAUCCUCAUCCAACGUGGAGAUGAUCCUCAAGUUCUUCGACAUGUUCCUGAAACUCAAGGACAUCGUGGGCUCUGAGGCCUUCCAGGACUACGUCACCGAUCCCCGGGGCCUCAUCUCCAAGAAGGACUUCCAGAAGCACUUUUCCUUUGCCCUGUAGUUGAUCCGCUGGAGACCCAGCUUCGUGGUCCUGCAGAGGAGCGCCCUCUGACAGAAGCAUGACACGAGCAACGUGCAUCAUCCAAAGUUUUCUAGUACUCAUG
This is a messenger RNA of Suricata suricatta (meerkat), 12327 nucleotides long. It is a transcript of the gene RYR1, whose product is annotated as ryanodine receptor 1. Gene Ontology annotation, molecular function: protein binding; ryanodine-sensitive calcium-release channel activity. Lineage: Eukaryota; Metazoa; Chordata; Mammalia; Carnivora; Herpestidae. The record is from RefSeq and is a predicted model, not a curated record. The transcript is spliced from 89 exons. Gene Ontology annotation, biological process: calcium ion transmembrane transport. Bases 156 to 12224 code for a protein of 4022 amino acids. Gene Ontology annotation, cellular component: sarcoplasmic reticulum membrane; Z disc; sarcolemma.